This is a messenger RNA of Zophobas morio, 1075 nucleotides long. RefSeq lists its product as uncharacterized. The transcript has 9 exons. The record is from RefSeq and is a predicted model, not a curated record. The coding region runs from base 350 to 1075 and encodes 241 amino acids. NCBI's taxonomy places the organism in Eukaryota, Metazoa, Arthropoda, Insecta, Coleoptera, Tenebrionidae.
CUUAAAUAGUUCGCAUUUUGCACUCAACUAAGUAAAAUUCAUAAAAUAGAGUGAGCAAGUUUCAUAAAGUAGUACAAAAUUUGGCGGCAUUUUAUGAAAAUUUACCGAAUUAAGGUGUAUUUAAACAAAACCAUUCUUCUCCCUUUUUUGUUUCUUCCUUUCCAUUGUCUUUUCUUCUCUUCUUACGUUUCAUAAUUCGUGUCCGGCUCUCAUUUUUUUUUAUUGGAGAUUAACCAAUUUGGAGUAUAUAAGAAAAAUAUCAAACCACUAUUCUAUAAAUUUUUGGACUAUUUAAUAAGUAGCCCCUUUAUUGCUCUUGCGACCACUUUUACUAUCGGCUGAAGUCGGAAUGCCUACGCCUAAAACAACUGCUAAAAAACGUUGCUCUUUGCUAAAAGAUUAUCUUAAUACGGAUAUGCCUGUCACUACGGAGCGAGAAAUAUCAAGUGAAAAAGAUGAUUGCUUAAGCACUGACCAAGCGGCUAAUGAAGUUAAUAAGAGAUUUUGUAUGAAAGAAAAUGAAAAUUUCUUGAAUAAAUCAGUAAAAAAUGGUUCUACAAAACCAGUAAAAAAAAAUCCUUUAAUCGAAAAAUUCUUAGCAAACGCAAGUUCUAAAGUUGGACCUUCCUGCAUCAAGAGGAUUCAGAAAGAGUUGAUCGAAAUAACUCUCGAUCCUCCUUGUAAUUGCAGCGCUGGCCCUGUAGAUGACGAAGACCUCCAGCACUGGUCCGCCUCCAUUAAAGGUCCGGAAGGUUCCGUUUAUGAAAAUGGAAUUUUCUUCCUAGAUAUCAAGUUUCCUAAGAACUAUCCUUUCUCUCCACCAAAAGUGAAGUUUACUACUAAAAUUUAUCAUUGUAACGUUGAUAGUCAAGGCAAUAUUUGCCUGGACAUUCUAAAGGAGAAGGAUUGGAGCGCUGCCCUGACAAUAUCAAAAGUUUUAUUAUCUAUUUCUUCGCUCCUAACUGAUUGCAAUCCAUUGGAUCCAUUGACCCCUGAAAUUUCUGAUCAAUAUUUACUUCAAAGAGAUUUGCACGACAAGACUGCGAGAGAGUGGACUGAACGCUACGCGCAGUAG